AUGGCCCACCUGCUCCUGCUGCUCCUGGGGCUCCUGGGGCUCUGGGGGCUGCUCUGCGCCUAUACCCGAAAACCCUCCUCGGCCCCCCGAUGGCCCCCUGGGCCUCGCCCACUGCCCCUCGUGGGGAACCUGCAUUUGCUGCGUAUGUCCCAGCAGGACCGGUCACUGAUGGAGCUCUCGGAACGGUACGGGCCGGUCUUCACUGUCCACCUGGGGCGCCAGAAGACGGUGGUGCUGACGGGGCUCGCGGCGGUGAGGGAGGCCCUGGUGGGCACGGGGCAGGCGCUGGCCGACCGGCCCCCCAUUGCCAUCUUCCAGCUCAUCCAGCGGGGUGGGGGCGUCUUCUUCUCAUCCGGGGCACGCUGGAGGGCCGCCCGCCAGUUCACGGUGCGCACCCUGCACGGCCUGGGCGUGGGCCGGGGGCCGGUGGCCGACAAGGUUCUGCAGGAGCUGACAUGCUUGGUGGGGCAGCUGGACAGCUUCGGAGGCCGGCCCUUCCCUCUGGCCCUGCUCGGCUGGGCUCCCGCCAACAUCACCUUCGCACUCCUGUUCGGCCGGCGCUUUGACUACCAGGACCCCGUGUUCGUGUCCUUGCUGGGUCUCAUUGACGAGGUCAUGGUCCUCUUGGGGUCCCCUGGCCUGCAGCUGUUCAACAUGUACCCCUGGCUUGGGGCCCUGCUCCAGCUGCACAGGCCUGUCCUGCGCAAGAUCGAGGAGAUCCGCGCCAUCCUGAGGACGCUGCUGGAGGCGCCGCAGCCCCUCAAUCCCGGGGGACACCCCGUGCAGAGCUACGUGGAUGCUCUGACCCAGCAGGGCCAGGGGAACGACCCCGAGGGCCUGUUUGCAGAGGGCAAUGCGGUGGCCUGCACCCUGGACAUGGUCAUGGCCGGGACGGAGACCACAUCUGCCACGCUGCAGUGGGCCGCCCUCCUGAUGGCCAGGCACCUGGAUGUGCAGGGCCGGGUGCAGGAGGAGCUGGACCGCGUGCUGGGCCCCGGGCAGCCUCCCCGGCCAGAGGACCAGGACGUGCUGCCCUACACGCGCGCCGUGCUCCAUGAGGUGCAGCGCUACAUCACGCUCCUGCCCCACGUGCCCCGGUGUGCAGCGGCCGACAUCCAGCUGGGCGGCUACCUGCUCCCCAAGGGCACGCCCGUGAUCCCCUUGCUGACCUCAGUGCUCCUGGACAAGACACAGUGGCAGACCCCAGACCAGUUCAAUCCGGGCCACUUCCUGGACACAGAUGGUCAGUUUGUGAAGCGUGAGGCCUUCCUGCCUUUCUCCGCAGGCCGCCGCGUCUGUGUCGGGGAACGCCUGGCCAGGACCGAGCUGUUCCUGCUGUUUGCUGGUCUCCUCCAGAAGUACCGCCUGCUGCCCCCACCUGGGGUGAGCCCUGCAGCCCUGGACACCACGCCCACCCGGGCCUUCACCAUGCGGCCGCGGGCCCAGGCCCUGUGUGCGGUGCCCAGGCCCUAG
Messenger RNA from Propithecus coquereli (Coquerel's sifaka), 1473 nucleotides. RefSeq names its product cytochrome P450 2W1 (gene CYP2W1). The record is from RefSeq and is a predicted model, not a curated record. The transcript is spliced from 9 exons. Gene Ontology annotation, cellular component: intracellular membrane-bounded organelle; cytoplasm. Lineage: Eukaryota; Metazoa; Chordata; Mammalia; Primates; Indriidae. Gene Ontology annotation, biological process: xenobiotic metabolic process. Gene Ontology annotation, molecular function: heme binding; iron ion binding; oxidoreductase activity, acting on paired donors, with incorporation or reduction of molecular oxygen, reduced flavin or flavoprotein as one donor, and incorporation of one atom of oxygen. The coding region runs from base 1 to 1473 and encodes 490 amino acids.